CUUAGUGCUGGUUUAUAAAGCCGCAUCUCCAACUUUUUCUUUCACUUACACAGGCAUUGGUUCUUACUAGCUCUGAUUCGUCUCUCCUCUUCUCUCUCUCUCUCUCUCCUCUCUCUCUCUCUCCCUCUCUCUCUCAAAAUGACAGUUUUCAGUGCAAUUUUUGGUAUCAUAUUCUUUUUACUUCACUCUUCUGGAGAAAGUGGCUUCGGACAGGAUGAUGAAUUUGGAGAUGAGGAACAAGAUGACUAUGACUUUACUUGCUAUAGCCAAUUGCAAGUCUAUGGCCAGCAGCACACACUGACUUGUUCUUUCAAUGACUCAUCAGUCAAUAGCACCUAUUUGGAGCUCAAACUAUGUGACGCAUUUAUGUCUGAUUCACGAUGUGAGAUAAUGAUGAAAAGGGAAAAGGAUUAUUUUAUACAAUCAAGAUCAUUCUCACUGAUUAAAUCUUGUAAGAUGUGUGUGAUAUUCAGAAAAAGUAAGAUGAAUUGCAAAACACUGAAGAUAACCAAAAUAGUUAAGCCUGAAGCUCCUUUUAACAUAUCUGUCACCUAUCGCAAGGCAGCAAAUGAUUUUGUGCUAACAUUCAAUACAACACAUUUAUGGAAGGACUAUGUGAAAGAGUUAAUCCAUGAUGUAGCCUAUCACCAAGAAAAUAAUAAAAACGACUGGAUGCACAUAAGCUCACAAUAUCCUCAGGUAACACUUCUGGAGAGAAAGUUGCAACCAAACACAUCAUAUGAGGUUAAAAUACGGUCACUUCCUGGUGGAAACUUUUUUGCUGGGUCUUGGAGUGAUUGGAGCCCCAGUGUCUACUUCACGACACCAUCAAGACCCAAAGCAGUUUCAGAAGAGCUGAAUUCUCUCAUGGUCAUCAUCAUCAUCAUCACUCUGAGCCUCUUCUCUGGGAUCCUGGGGAUUGUUGUGAUGUGUUUUCUAUGGGAAAAAAGUAUUAAACCGGUUUUGUGGCCCAACCUCCCUGACCACAAGAUGACUCUGGAACAGCUGUGUAGGAAACCACAAAAGAAUUACAACAUCAGUUUCAAUCCAGAAAGUUUCCUGGACUAUCCAAUUCAUAAAGUGGAUGGCAUUCAAGCCAAAGAAGAAGUGGAAGGUUUUCUUCAAGUCCCAAUCCCCCGAGACAUCAAUGUCACAGAGAAGAUUGGGCUCAACACUGACUGGCCAUCUGAAAAUAACAUCAUCCCACCACUGGCUUAUGGAGGAAACUCACCCUCAACUUGUCUGUGUGGGAAUACAUGUGACCUUUCUAUGGUCACAGCCUCAAAAUCACCCAACCAUCAAGAGAAUAGCAAAAAUGAAGCUCAUUUCUGUGGAGGUCUGCUCCUUAACUCCGACUCCAGAAACAAUGCUUUAACAUUCCCUUUUCCACUCAGAAUAGGAGUCUUGGCUCCAAGUCCAACUGCCCAAGAACAACCCAUCAGUGAAAACCUGAGGUUAAGUCAAGAAGACGCAUAUGUCACUAUGUCCAGUUUCUACCAAAACAAGUAAGCCUCAAGAAAUCCAUCAUAUGGACAUCACAGCCAACAAAGAGAACAGAGGGGGUGGCUUGGAGACCCUUUUUCCUAGACUGAAUCCAGUCUCUGAUAAUAAGACUCAAUAUGAAAAGGAAAAUACAACUUUUCUCUUUGUAAUACAUCUACAUUUAUCAAAUUUUGGAUGUUAUUUGUUCUUCAUUCUAGAAGAGGACCAUGACAUUAAGGAGGUAAUACCAGACAUGCAAGUGAAUUGAUUUAA
This is a messenger RNA of Sarcophilus harrisii (Tasmanian devil), 1755 nucleotides long. It is a transcript of the gene IL7R, whose product is annotated as interleukin 7 receptor. NCBI's taxonomy places the organism in Eukaryota, Metazoa, Chordata, Mammalia, Dasyuromorphia, Dasyuridae. Gene Ontology annotation, biological process: cytokine-mediated signaling pathway; positive regulation of receptor signaling pathway via JAK-STAT; hemopoiesis. The coding region runs from base 139 to 1509 and encodes 456 amino acids. Gene Ontology annotation, molecular function: protein binding; cytokine receptor activity. Gene Ontology annotation, cellular component: membrane; external side of plasma membrane. The transcript is spliced from 8 exons. The record is from RefSeq and is a predicted model, not a curated record.